AUGCAGGCAAAGGAAAAACAGAGUACUCUCAAGCCAUACGUGGUGCAUGCGGUGGGCGACGCUACGGAAACUGCCCAGACGCCCGGAAUGGUGCGUCAGCCGGCCGUCAUGCCGGACAAGGGCGACACCACCAAGAUCUGGAUGGGUAAGGUCACGGCAGCGCCCCGCGAAAAGGGCCCUCCGCACACCCACCUGGAGGCAGAGACUGCGGCCUACGUGCUUGAGGGACAUGUGCGGGUGCUGUUCGGCGAGAAUUUCGAGGAAUGGAUUGAGGCCGGGCCUGGCGACUUCCUCUUCGUGCCAGCGCAUACCCCGCAUAUCGAGGAGAAUCCCUACGACGAGGAAAUGGUAGCUAUUCUGUGCCGGGCGCCGGACAACCUGGUACAGAACCUUUAG
Geodia barretti is the source of this 396-nucleotide messenger RNA. The record is from the annotation of a GenBank genome assembly. Lineage: Eukaryota; Metazoa; Porifera; Demospongiae; Tetractinellida; Geodiidae.